Molecule: messenger RNA, 5000 nt
Organism: Dinoponera quadriceps
Lineage: Eukaryota; Metazoa; Arthropoda; Insecta; Hymenoptera; Formicidae
Product: T-box transcription factor TBX10-like
Exons: 4
Coding region: 2508-3701 (397 amino acids)
Biological process (GO): regulation of transcription by RNA polymerase II; cell fate specification; positive regulation of DNA-templated transcription
Cellular component (GO): nucleus
Molecular function (GO): RNA polymerase II cis-regulatory region sequence-specific DNA binding; DNA-binding transcription factor activity, RNA polymerase II-specific
Source: RefSeq, a predicted model, not a curated record
CCUGAUAUCUAUCUUAGUGCGAACAGUUCUUAUAGCGCCACACUGUCCAUUACGAAUAUCUCGUAUGUAUGUAAGUGUAUCGUAUGUUACAGGUACUAUUCGAUGCUUAGAAAGUAACGAAUACGUGACGUCCAUAACGUUCAUAUCCUCUCUGCGUAAGCAUUCGCGCGUCAGGAGGUACAUAUAGACGUAGUCUCGAACUUUGCUAUUAACUGUAUUGUAUUUAGAGAGAGAGACACGAUAAUUUUACUUGCGUCACGCAGAAAGGCGUAUACGUAUAUAAGGGCUAAACUGAUAACACCAAUUGUUAUCUCGUUAGCACUUCGGAUCACCGCUCGUGAUUCUCGUGAGAAGUGCCAAUUUUUCAUUUGUCAGUUUCAUCUUUAUCCAAGGUGAAAUAAGCACAUGGUGUCAGACAGGAGGGGGAAGGGGGGGGGGGCAAAAAAGAAUAAUGCGCAAGAAAGGUGAUUGGAACGGACGGAUCUAAUUAUAGUCGUGCGAGACAUUGAGGAAUACUUACGCUGGUCUCUGUGAUUCCGAAGACGAGGAGAUGCGACAUUUUGCGUAAAAUUCUAAUCGUUUUGAUUCGUACACACAGCGUUGUCACAGCGUUGCGGCUCUGACUUGUGUCGUAAUGUUCGAUAUGCCAAAAUUGAGAUUCCUCUCGGCACUCGUCGCGAGAGACAAUGAAAAAAAAGCUCGAACGUUGCGUCCCUUUUGCGCACAUUGCCAAGGAUUUGGUCGAGUUUGAGAUAAAGUUUCAGGGAAACGGGGAACGGAAAAGUGAUCUUACGCGCGCUACAUACAUCACACACGUUUUUUCGGACGUUGUACAUAUAUAUUAGUAUUAUCAGAGAUAUACUAACACAAUGCAGGAUUUUGUGAUUAACGGGAUAAAGCGUGUAUAAUACGCGGCGAGACGUGCACUCGAAGAACGUUACAGCGUAAUUAUACUCCAUUUGGCACUAUACUGUAUGUAGUACAAGUAUUAUUAAAUAAGUAUGUGAAAAAGAAAAAAAAACAAUCUGUAAUUGAAUUCGAAUGCUUGGAACUUCGGCAUCUCAUCGCGACCCUCUAGCUCUUUCGUUUCCCUGCACAGGCACCUGUCCCCAAGAUAUGUACCUUCGAGACUCUCGAGAUCUCUCGAAGACCCGGUUUAAAACUCUAUGCUCGAGGCGAUUUUGAUCCUCGUGCGAUUUAAUUGCUCGGGAAAACUUUCAGGACGGCGAGACUCGAAGACGGACUUUUAUCGCCGCCCGUGUGUCAGGAUGGAGGAAGCGGAUAUUCCCAGGCACCACGACGCGAAGACCCGUUCCUGAGUCCAUUGCACUUACUCGGUUUCUGGCUCACCGAGACUCCGCCUUCUGGUGUACGAAGCAGAGGAGCCAAAGAUUCAGCAUCCCACGGCGGUCCACCCCUGACCAGCGUGGGUGCUCGUGUAGGAGGAUCCUCGGAGAAGCCCUCCUUUCUUCCGCAUCCCUCUCUACGUCGCCCCUCGCUCCGUCCUUCUUCCGCGAGACGGUUCUUCACCGAGAGAGGAGCCCGGGAAGAGAGAUGCGGGAGAGAGGGCACGUUCUCGGCUGUCGAGAGAGAGAAAAAGAGAGAGAGAGAGAGACGGAGAAUGAUGUCUUGAUGAUAAGCCAGCGGGGUAGUCGCCUCGGGCGAGUUCUUUCUGAUUCAUCCGGGGAUUCGAGGCGCGCGGCUUUGAGCGUCCUUGUCAGCAUCGGGAGCACGGAGGUGCGGACAAGUCCUGUUGACGGUAGAGCGCCCGCUCGUCUUGCGACGAUGAUGUCGAGGCUCGUCGGAUACUCGUCGGUCAGGAUCGUCGCGCGGGUGCUAAAAACCACGACGAGCGGCCGCGCGAUAAGAAACGUGACGGACGAAAGCCGAUGGCUUUCUUUCUUUCAAUGAGGAGCCACGUGAGAUGCUGAAGAAGAUCGCUCGUUUCACACCGCACCACCGGCGACAUUAAUACUGAGGCAGAGAGAGAGAGGGGGGAAACAGAAAAAAGAAAAUAGAGGAGCUGGAUGGUUCCCCGAUGAAAGCACACCUGUUCUCUGCGAAGCGGUCUCUAGACCAAGCAGAUAUUCACAAUUAAUUAAUGGUCAGUCAUCAACGAUCAUCGGCGAAGAGUGAUACAGACGUGUGUGUGUGUGUGUGUGUGUGUGUGCGUACAUAAAUAUCCAGAUGAUGAUUCUCGAUAAAAUUCGCUUCCUUUCGGCUGAAGAAGAGGUAUCGCACCUUUGGAAAUAAGGGUCCACCGACGGUCGAGCGCGGCACCACCGGAAGAUGAGGAGGAUCCACGAGGGCGAACGAGGGUGUUUCCUUUCUUCGUCUGAUUGUUCCCCAUACCGGAAAUGUGUCGACGAAUCGCAGUGCGCGCCAAGUUGAGGUAAACGUCGCGGCAUGGGUUGCUACGCGGGCCCGCAUGGAUAAUGCGUGUUUCCUGCCGCGGUGAUCACUGAUACCGAUACCGACGAGGAUGCAGCCGCAGCACGAGCAACGACAUGAGCUUGCCACCGAUUGCUGUUAUCAGCAGUGGCCGUCGCACCACCACCAUCAUCAUCAUCACCAUCACCAGCAUCAUCAUCAGCAGCUGCCGGCCGUGCCGUCGCCGAUGCAGCAGAUGGAAGAGCGCCGGGAGAGGAAAGCGAUCGCUGAGCCCCAAUCCGACGAAGACCGCCGUGCUGGUCCAGCCGGUCUCCUCGUCGGCCCCCACGGUGGAGCCGCGGAACGACAGCAACAACAACAAUCGUCAUCACGGUGAUCAUCAUCCGAGCAACGACGGUGCGUCCUCCGUCGAGGAGUUGGGUGCUAAACGACCGCUUCACCCGGCGCUGGUCGGCGCCGGCGCCGCCUUGGAGGCGAAGCCGCUCUGGGAGGAAUUCCAUCAGUUGGGUACCGAGAUGAUCGUCACGAAAGCCGGACGGAGAAUGUUCCCCACGUUCCAGUGUCGGCUAUUCGGCUUGGACCCCAAUACGGAAUACCUGAUGGUAAUGGACUUUGUGCCGUGCGACGACAAGAGAUACCGAUACGCCUUCCAUAACAGCGCCUGGGUGGUGGCGGGUCGCGCUGACCCGGUGUCACCUCCCAGGAUCCACAUGCACCCCGACAGUCCUGCGAGCGGCGCGCACUGGAUGAAGCAGCCGAUCUCCUUCGACAAACUGAAGCUGACGAACAAUCAACUCGACGACAAUGGACACAUUAUCCUGAACUCGAUGCACCGCUAUCAGCCACGCUGCCACGUGGUAGUCGCCCCCUCGCCGCCGGGUGCGGCGCCGGACCCACGUACGGAAAACUUUAAGACAUUCUCUUUCCCGGAGACCCGAUUCACCGCGGUCACCGCCUAUCAGAAUCACCGGAUAACGCAGCUGAAGAUCGCCAGCAACCCGUUCGCUAAGGGCUUCCGGGACUGCGAGUCGGACGAGUGCGAUAGCGUGGCCAUCAGCGGGAUGCAGAAUCCGGCGAAGAGGCCGGCCACAGGAAGCGCCGGAAGCGGCGUGCUGCCGGCGGGUUACAACACCGUACCGGGGAUGCAGAUCACAGGCAUACCCGGUCAGGAGCAUCACCAGUUCUACGGUGCACCCGGCGCAGCCGGCCACUGGACUUAUCCGAACCACCAUGGGCACCAGCCGUCGGCGCACGUCAACUCGGUCCAUUAUCCGACGCAUCCGGGCGCUUCGCUCUACGGGCCGCGAUAAGAAAGCCGUUGAUCGUCGUUGAUUGUUCUUCGGUCACUGUGUAAUCUCUCUUAUCAGUUCUUGUACGUGCCGAAGACUCGGCGACCGAUCUUAUCAAACCUCGUGCAAGACCCAACGUGUCCUCGACGAAGAAUGUGAGAGACGUUUCAGUGAAACGCGAUCUGCAUCUUCUUGGCUCUUAUUUAUCAUGGAUAGCCGAGCAUUGUGUGGACUUCCAUCGGCGAAGAUUCAAUGCGCGCUUACACAGUGUGAGGUAAAUAUGUAUUGUCGUAUCAUUCGCCGUAUCGUUCGUGUACUUUCUUCUCGUGAAUCACACGACGAUCGUUGCGUGUAUUUAUUAUCGGGCUGUCGGAGUGCCUUCGUAGUGCCUUGUGAACAAUGGGACAUGAUGGACAAAACAGAUGUGUGCCUUAUAUCGCGCGUCCUGCUUAUUUUUUGCGGGCCUAAGCACGGUUCGUCACAAAAUCAUUUCGAGUUAAAAUUAAAAGUGAUGAAACGAGUUCACGAGCGAGUGUAUAUUUAUAUUUUUGUGUAUAAGGACGGUUUUUUAAUACGAGUUCACUUAAUCGGAGGUAAGAUUUAGUAAUUAACGGAUAACGGCAUUGCGCUGGAUGUUAACACUUGAUACUCUAACCAAAGAUUGUUGUACCAAAGAUUACGCUAAUAUUCGACGUGAAGUGUCUAUCUUUAAGUUUUACGUUCAGUAAGAUCGUUCUUCUAUCGGCUCAAUCACACGAUAUCCGACGUUGUUUUCGUCAAAACAAACAACAUUAAAAUUGAACGAUUACAUUUAGUCAUUGUGAUAUAUGCAAUAUUCACUUUCACAAAUUGCUCACACGUCUGCAUGAAUAAAAAAAAAACAGACGGAAGUCAAAGAUUUGUCGGCAUGUAAAUUUGUUUGUUUCAUCAAAUAUUCUAUUGUCGGUCUACACGCAAAUUUUUUUCUCCCGAAUGUCCCGAAUCGGGAUCACUCAUGAGAAACGAAUCGGCCGAUCGAUGCUGGCAAACUUGCGGAAGGCCAAGGAAGAAAGUGCCUUUUGUAGGAGCAAAGUGCGUCUAUUUAUACUGGGUGUCUCAAAUGCCGAACGAGCCUAAAAGGUUCUCGAGCCAAGACGGGAAAGUAAACGCGCCGUGACACUCCGUGAGAGUGCGUGGCUGCUAAGUGUCUUAAUAAAUUAUGCCUCCGGGUAUCGUGCCAUUGUACGUUUAACUUUUUAAGACUCUCGUACAGUGUUUGAUAGUAUUAGAGGGGCGUUUUAUGGCCCAAACAAGGAAUAAACAGUAGAAGAACGCAACGCA